GAAGUCAUGGUCAUGAACACAUCAGGUAGAAUGGAUAGACUACCAUACUUCCAUCUGCUGAUAUGUUGCUGUUUUACCUUUGUCUGCAUCUCUGGAAAAGGUGAAGACAUCUCUUCAUGUGCAGUGAUGGUCCGAAGCGGCGCGACAUAUAAAACUGUCCCACAACACAAUGUGACGGUCAGCUGUCCCGUCAAACACUGUGGAGAACCAAUCAGUGUCACCUGGUGUAAACUGGACACAGCAAUCAAAUGGGAUCAGAUUAAAUACAAAGACAAUAUAGAAAUAACACAGACUGACACUAAGGAUGGACUCAUCUCAUAUCUGACCUUUACACGGAUUACCUCUCAGGACGACGGCCUGUACAGAUGUUCUUUAAAAGGAUACGAGUCUGAGCAGAUCAGUCACAGCAUCAACGUCUCAGUGUCAGAUUCAAACACGGACAUACAUGACUUUGACUAUAGUGCAGAUGAGCUUCCAAGCUCUGCUGCUGCUGCUGUUGCCGAUGCCGGUGAGGAUGUGUCAUGGCUGCCCUACUUCUACAUCUGUGUUGGCAUAGCUCUUCUGGUUUUCACACUGUUAGUGUUAACCAUGCUGGAUUCUUAUGGCUGGAAACGAAUAAUGACCUUCCACCACACAAAGGGAAAGGCAUUGCAGGAAAGGUCCAGUCAGAUGAUACCCAACCUCCCCAGUGCGAGUGCUCCUUCCAUUUUUUAUUUACAUGACAUCAACUACUCUCCUGCGGAAAGACCACCAUCACACCCUCCCCUGAGGACCAAUUGGGAGCAGCCUGCUGCGGAAAACACAGCGGCUGAAGGUCAAGUGUCAGACCACUCAAUGUAUGCAGUCGUCAAACACAGGUCUCAGAUACCUGCCGGAGAACAGGAUGCUGUGACGAAAAAGAAGGCAGAGUAUGUUGCCAUCAAUGUUUCCUGAACAUUUUGGAUUUGUCAUAGCAUGGCAUGCAGAGGGAAACAUGGAUGGAACAUUUUACAGUUAUGCGUUGGUGUCAUGGAACAGCAAUCAACCUCAUUGCAGAAGAGGUUAACAGAGGAGGCGUGUGGUCCCGCAGAUGCACAGCACACUCACUCACACUCAGAGCACACUCACGUUAAAUGAACAGCGUGAAACCACAGGCAGCAUUGCUCUUUUUUUACACCCUCAGGUUUGUUCCAGGCAAGGCUGCUUUCUUGUCAUUUUUCUUCAGAUGUUUUCCCCUAAAGUCAUUGUAUUUCCGUGACUUAGAGGGCUUUUUCUACUCAUUGACCCUUUGUUGGCCAACGCUUUGGUAGUUUGUAUAAAAAAAGCCAUAGUGGCAAAUAUGUGUUAUGAGCAGGAGCACUACUGUGCAUUAUUGUUGUCUGAUUUGGAAUGAAGACCGAAGUUUGGGAUGUUUCUACAUCUUAAAAACAAAUUACAAAACAAUCAUUAGGUGAUCUGUGACUGUGAAACCCUUUGUUUUUGAAAAGUCAUGAAUGUGGAGUCGUUUUUAUCUACUUUUGAAUUAUUGAGGUGACUAUGUAUAAAUGUUUGGCUAGAUGAUUAUAAUUGUUUUAAUGUCUACCUGGGAGACUGAGAAGUAACAUCUUGAGCAAAUUCUCACACAUUUUGCGUUCCCACAGCUUUCUGACUUGUUGUCUGCCUCCGACGGAAACACUACCCCGCCCAUUGACCUCAGCAGUGUGGCUUGGGUUAAAUGAGCUCGAAGUCACAGAGGGGAAAGAAAGAUAUCUUCACAUCAUUUUUUGUGGCAGGUGUCUCGCCUCUGCCGAACCACACAUGGUUUAGAUACUGAGAUACUGAAGGUUUUAGUUUUAGCAGUGGUCUUAUCAUAAUGGUGGUCACACAUCCAGGAAGUUGAGUAACAUGCAUGACGGAGGUAAAAUGGUAAAACCAAUUUACCAUCUGACAAUGAUAUGUCAAAAUAGACCAUGAGUUGUUCGUCCCCAACGUGUUUUAGCUUUUACCUGAGAAACAAAUCAAUAUCUUUCAGAGAGCCAUGGCCUUAGUGUGAGAAGUUUGACGAAAAGUGAUUUUCCUCUCAGAUUCCCUAAUUGAAAGGAUUUGAAUUCAAAACAAUAUUUUCGGUCAAAUAGCCUGUUCUUAAUACAACCAUCAGCAUAUUUCUAAAUGAUAAAUUAAAGACAUAUGUAUAUUCUAUAGGCCAAAUAAACUUGUAUGCCAUUUCAAAAUGGAUUCUGAAGGUAUUUGGCUGCUUCUAGCAUAACUAAAGAAACAGCGCAUGAAGGUUUGAAAGAAUGGCUUAACUCUCUGUUAAGUGUUUCAAAUGUGAUUAUCACAAGCCUGGCUUGUCAUGAAUUAAUUGUGAAAUAUUCAGUUGUUUCUUCCAUGAUGUAUCAUUGUUGGUGGUGAAAUCUUGCUCACAUUUAGAGAUGUGAGUAAGCAAAGUCAUACACUUACAUUUUGAAUACCUGAUUUGAUUACAAACUGAUCAAUAGAUUUAAAAAUAACCUUAUAUUUGUUGACUUAUAGGAUAACCCUAACCCUGGUGGGGAAAAAUAAAAGUUUUAAAAGAUGACAGAAUUAAGAGCAGAGCCAGAAAAGCGGGCAUGGCGCUGCUCAAGACCACAAAUCACUGCCCAUCAUGCUGAUAACACACACCGUGUCAUAUUGACAAUCGGAUAACUCAGUUUUCUUUAGAGGAUGUCAAGUGGAGCACAGUGUUCCUUGUGCUGUAAUCCAUUUACAGAUGCUCACACAAGGGUCCUUUCACCAAGGAACAGCAUGGGGAAAAUGUCAUGAAAUGCUUCUGAAUGAUGUGACCCGGAUUGUACAAAUCACUUACAGUUAUUCACAGCACACAUCGGAGAGGAAGGGGAAGUGUCAUCCUGACAAUCAUGUAAAAAGACUAUUGUCACUUUUUUACUGUUUUAAUAAAAAUGUAUCAUCUCAA
Gymnodraco acuticeps is the source of this 2911-nucleotide messenger RNA. RefSeq lists its product as uncharacterized. The coding region runs from base 7 to 933 and encodes 308 amino acids. Lineage: Eukaryota; Metazoa; Chordata; Actinopteri; Perciformes; Bathydraconidae. The transcript has 6 exons. Gene Ontology annotation, biological process: immune response-regulating cell surface receptor signaling pathway. The record is from RefSeq and is a predicted model, not a curated record. Gene Ontology annotation, molecular function: signaling receptor activity. Gene Ontology annotation, cellular component: plasma membrane.